UAUGGCUAUACAUAAAUCUAGAAAUCAUAUGGCUAUAAAUCUAAAUCUAUAUACAAUCCCAAAAUUUAUUACCUUAAUCCCCCUCCCUCCUUCAAAUCCUCUCCUCUCAUUUUCGCUUGAUUCCCCCUCCCCCCUCCCCCUUCCUCCAAUCCUCACUUUCUUAAGAGUCAGUUGCUUCAUUUAUUUUCUAUUUCCAAUCUCAAUCGGUCAGACCACAAAAACCUUUUUAUCAUCUUUGUUUUAUGACAACAACAAAAUAUUUAUUCACUCAAAUAAAUUCUCUUUUUUCCACUUUAUAACACUUUAAUA
Messenger RNA from Meloidogyne enterolobii, 309 nucleotides. NCBI's taxonomy places the organism in Eukaryota, Metazoa, Nematoda, Chromadorea, Rhabditida, Meloidogynidae. The record is from the annotation of a GenBank genome assembly.